Cantharellus anzutake is the source of this 1140-nucleotide messenger RNA. RefSeq lists its product as uncharacterized. The transcript is spliced from 5 exons. The record is from RefSeq and is a predicted model, not a curated record. Lineage: Eukaryota; Fungi; Basidiomycota; Agaricomycetes; Cantharellales; Hydnaceae. Bases 1 to 729 code for a protein of 242 amino acids.
AUGCUCUCUUGUUUCGCUUUUUGGAAGCUGAUGGCAAUGAAGGGGUGUCUGAGCUUGGGAUGGUGGCUUCUGCGGCAUUUUCCAACCAAAGAAUGGGGAGAUUCUUCCCAUAUGGGCGACUCCGUUUUUGGAGCCUGCGGUGAGGUAGAAACGGGAGGCUUUGCAAGUUUGUAUCUCCUCGGCAUGGGCAUACCAAUAAGGGUGGACACCAAACGAGGUGAGCUGGAACGAUUGCUCGGUCGUGUUGCAGCGGGGAAUAAAGCCAGGGCGCUGAAGCUUCAAAAGCGGUUAUUCUGUGGGGUGGCGUGGAAAACGGGGGUGUGCAGAGGGUUGCGACAACUACCAACAAUUCCGCCGGUUGAGGCCGUUUACGCCCGUCCAAUGGCAGUAGACGAUACACAGAGAUUUGAUUGCUAUUCUGGGGAUGUCCCACAACAUAGAGCAAGAUCUAAGUCUCUGUGCGCGAGUGAGGAGCAGGGCAAACGAAAUGUGGGAACGAGGCGGUUCGUAGAGGUUGUGCCUGUGAAGGGGGCCGUACGGGAUCGGAGUGUGAGAUCGGCCUUUGCAGCGCGUUGCCUGGACGAAGGAAACGACAACGAGACGCCAGCGGUGCAAGGGUGCAGCCUCCAGCCCUCCUUAGUCGGGUAUCUCUACAAAAAGGCUAUGGAACUGCACGGGACGUCAAAAGCAAUCACCGUUCCACACAGACGACGUAGCUCCAUUGGCUGAAGAGCGUGCUUCGACCGCGACGCGCCAGCGACACACUAAGCACCUCCGGUCGUCUUCAGUUAGCUGCGACGAGAGGAUCCUUCAGUGAUAUCUGUAGGGCGAUUGAGGGCGAAUGCAGGGUGUGUUGUGAGGGGUGUCGAUACAGGCAGAAGGUUUGACGAGAGUGCCCUUACCGGCGAGAGGCCUGGCACGGGUAAUAAGCCCAACGAUAACCAACAGGGACGAAUGAGUUUGCGCGUGAUGGCCUUGAGUAAUGUGGAAAGGAAAUGGGGUGCUGCGCAGAUUAGAUGCGAUUUCACAAAACGUGAACGACGGAUUUUGUGCCCACCGGAUAUGACCCCUAAUACCUAUUGUAAUGGAUAGGACGCCGAGCCCAAACCAGUGAUCAAAAGCCUAUCUACAGGGAAACAU